UCAUUACAAACGCCACUUACCAGUUACCAAACCUAAAUUCCAAAACACUUGUCUCUUUUUUCAACCUUCUUCUCACCUUUUCCCUCCUUUUUCCCUCUUUCCCUUAGCUUGCACUCUCCUCUUCUCCAUGUCUCCUCCUUUCUCAAUUCUUCCUCCCUACUCCCUCUCCAUCUUCCCCAGCUACUUCUCUGUAAAUCAAUUAAGAUCCCUCCUCCUGUCCAUCAACCAACAUCACUGUAAAUGAAGUUUUGUGGGUUCCAAUCAAGGAUAUAAGAACCAGAACCAGAAACAGAAGAAUAAAAGAGGGUUUUGUUGAGCUAGGCUCAUGCAUAUGGGUGCCACAUUCAUUUAUUAUUUGGUAUUCUUCCUAUUUCAUCUCUUUCACUCUUCAGGUACUAGAAUUAGCAAACUAGACCAUGGAACAGAGCAAAAUCAUCUCACUUCUGUUUCCAAAAGCCAAAAGGAUAUUACCACUCCGAUAACCACCGUUCCGACUAUAAUUCCGACCACUCCAACUUCAUCAACUCCCAUAAUGAACCCGAAUUCAGACCCAGAUUCUACAUCGCCCGCAACCAUGACGCCCAUGAUUACACCCGCCAUUACAUCUUCACCUGUAUCUGGAGCUAGCUGGUGCAUAGCGAGCCCAAGUGCAUCUCCGACGGCGUUACAAGUAGCAUUGGACUACGCUUGUGGGUACGGUGGUGCAGAUUGUUCGGCGAUUCAGAGCGGUGGAAGUUGUUACAAUCCUAAUACUCUUCGUGAUCAUGCUUCCUUUGCCUUCAAUAGCUAUUAUCAGAAGGAUCCAAUUCCAAGCAGCUGCAAUUUUGGAGGAACUGCGGUUACUACGAACUCCGAUCCAAGCAGUGGGACAUGUCAGUAUCCAUCGACUAGCACAAGCUCGUCAGUGUUGAACACCACAAAUUCAAAUGGGGCAGCUGUUUAUGGAGCAGUACCUUCAAGCCCUUCGACGCCAGCUGCUGCCCAAAUCAAUAAUCAUGUUAAUUUGAGGUUAAUUACAUGUGUCGUGCUUUUAAGCAAUUUUGUUAAUUACAACCUCCUCCUUAAUUAAACAGCAAUUUUCUUAAUUGCUUGGUAGUCUAUGUUUUAGAGCAGACUCGGAAGCAUACAUGGAGGCUUACAGGUUUUUCUAGUUUUUUUAUUUUUUUAUUUUUUCUAUUUUCAUGUGUAAAUUAGUGGCAAAGAAAGUUCUGCAGCUUGCUUGCUUCUUUUUUCUUUUUCUUCUGUUUUUUUUUCCCUUUUUCCUUAUGGUUGUGGCUGUGGGAACUAGACUAGAUCUGGACAUUAUUCUUGUAAUUUUUAAUUUUUUUUUAUCACUGCAUUUUGGCUUUUUGACUC
Molecule: messenger RNA, 1356 nt
Organism: Manihot esculenta (cassava)
Lineage: Eukaryota; Viridiplantae; Streptophyta; Magnoliopsida; Malpighiales; Euphorbiaceae
Product: glucan endo-1,3-beta-glucosidase 12
Exons: 4
Coding region: 326-1069 (247 amino acids)
Source: RefSeq, a predicted model, not a curated record